AUGAGUCAAGUCUCUAUACAUCAGGCUAGAAGUAAGCGAGAAUGGUUUAGGAAACCAAUAGUUGCUAAAGAUGAACGAACAUUUAAAAUUGUUGCGAAGGGGAAGAUAGUUUUUCUCUUGAUAAUAUAUAAACAAUUGAUUCUUCAUGAUACAAAUGAAUUGAUUAAUGGUAGUAUUCUACAAUUUGAUUGCCUAUAUUAUCGUGCAACUAAAGAAAAAGUAGCUUAUCAAGAAUUAUCAAAUGUAAUCGACGAGUUAAUUCCAUAUUGUUUUCGACCAAUAAAUAUUAAUGAAAGUUUAUUUCAAAAUUUUGUUAAUAGACAAGAUCAAUAUGUUACAUUUAAAGAAUUACGUAUUUCAAAUAUGACUAUAGAAGAAUUAAUAUCAUGGUCAACUCCAAUUGAUUUGAUUGAAAAAUAUCAAUUAUAUUUAGAUGAAAUAGAUUUAUCUUUAUCUAAUAAAUUAUUUUAUAAUUGUUCAAAACCAUGGCUUGGUUUAAAAUGUCAAUAA
Molecule: messenger RNA, 510 nt
Organism: Rotaria sp. Silwood2
Lineage: Eukaryota; Metazoa; Rotifera; Eurotatoria; Philodinida; Philodinidae
Source: the annotation of a GenBank genome assembly